Anthonomus grandis grandis is the source of this 944-nucleotide messenger RNA. RefSeq names its product circadian clock-controlled protein daywake-like. The transcript has 5 exons. Bases 100 to 846 code for a protein of 248 amino acids. Lineage: Eukaryota; Metazoa; Arthropoda; Insecta; Coleoptera; Curculionidae. The record is from RefSeq and is a predicted model, not a curated record.
UUUUAAUUGGUACACGCUCAUUUUCGAUUUAAUACCAUCAUGGUUUUUCAAUAGAGCAAAUUAGGUUUUUAGUAUAGUUCAGUCAGUUUCAGUGUCAAGAUGUACUGCAAAUUCAUAUGCGUCCUUUUGUUGGGUUCUGGGGUAUUUAUUGGUGCCGUACAACUACCCCCAGAAAUAACCAAAUGCAAGAAAAGUGAUUCGGAAUGUAUGUCAAAGAGCAUAGUACAGGCGUUGCAAUUUUUUAAAAACGGAAAUAAAGAAUUAGGUUUUCCCAAGCUACAACCAUUUUAUCUGGAAAAAUUAGAAAUAGAAGCUGACCCAGGCAAGUCUGUCAAGCUGAACCAGCAUUAUGAAAAGAUUUAUUUACACGGAAUGACCAACGCUGAAGUAAAACAGUUUAGCCUAAAAGAUGAUGGCAAAACCUGCAAAUGGGAGAUGAUAGUCUACAGCCCAGGCACCCGAAUGGAUGCCGACUAUAAAUUAACUGGACAAGUUCUAUUGUUUCCUAUUAAUGGUUACGGACGCUGUAAUGUUACAAUGCAGGGCAUUUCCAAUAAACACUCAGCCGAAUGCGAACACUUUACCAAAAAAGGAAAGCAACACAUGCGCCUAAAAAAUUAUAAAAUGGACAUGAGCGUGGAGAGUUGCCACUUCGAUUUUCCCAACAUCAUCCCGGGAAAUGAAAAGAUUUCCGCAGAAUUAGGAAAAACUGUCAAUGAAAAUUCUUUGGAAAUAUUUAAAGAUGUUAAGGGUGGUUUUGAGGAAAUUCUCUCCAGGUUACACGAAAGCGGAGCCAAUAGUAUUUUCGCGAAAAUACCCGAAGAUGAACUGUUUUUAGCCGAAUAGAUUUUGGAUAGGUUUUUAUUCUUAGAUGAUAUUAUAAUAAGUGGGUUGCCAUAUUAAUUGUCCCUUACAUUUGUUAGAAUAAAUAUUAUUAAUAUAUA